Molecule: messenger RNA, 1795 nt
Organism: Cladophialophora immunda
Lineage: Eukaryota; Fungi; Ascomycota; Eurotiomycetes; Chaetothyriales; Herpotrichiellaceae
Product: 6-phosphogluconolactonase
Exons: 1
Coding region: 628-1425 (265 amino acids)
Biological process (GO): carbohydrate metabolic process; pentose-phosphate shunt
Molecular function (GO): 6-phosphogluconolactonase activity
Source: RefSeq, a predicted model, not a curated record
GUGAUCAGCUCGGUGUCGACGAGGAACUCAAUAAUGCGCUGUCUGACCAUUGGAGCAUCGGCUCUCCGCCUGCGCCGCUCCAAUCAUUCACCCUGCUAUCGUCUUGUCAGACAAGGUAUGCAUGACGUCAGACUUGGGCAGGCAAAUGGGCGUCUUAUCCGGCCCACGUUUUGAUCGACGACUGCGAACUUUGCGACAAGACAAGACAGCGAGAUAGUUAUAUUUCCUCCACUGCCCGAUACUGCGCACAGGUGUGAAGAUAUACCAUUUGCCUCCAGUUGACCUUGCUUUUCAUCCUCACCCUCCCUUCUGUUCCUUACGCUCCUUCUCCUAGCCUAGAAUUCAUUAGGCGAUUGGAUUCGCCCCAAGCACGGCACCAAACGAAUUUGCACCGAAGAUAGCCCCCCCACCUGGUCAGAUUCCCCAAUACAAUUUGAUUUUUGUACCGCAGGCGCACAUCCUCAGGUGAUCUUUGCCUUCACCUACUCCUCACCCUCAUCCGGAAGAACACCGUUGGACGGAAGACGCAUUGUUUUUUUCGCGGCCUGCGCUGCGCCCGAGGGACAAGUGAGCCGUCGCGACUCCCGGGAGUUAGCCCCGCCAACGCCAGAAGAGAAAAAAAAAAGGAUGGGAAAACAACCCAACCUCUUUAGCUACCCCACGGUCGACGAGGUUGCUGCGCAUCUGCGCAUCUACAUCCUCGCCUGCCAAAAGGCGGCUUUUCACCGACACGAUAGCUUUAAAGUCGCCGUUUCAGGCGGCAGUCUUCCCGCGACUCUCGCAAAGGCGCUCCUCAAGCCAGGUCGCCACGAAGACCCCGCACUCGCACCCCAAUACUCGAAAUGGCAAAUCUUCUUCGCCGACGAACGAGCCGUGCCUUUUGACCACGAGGAGAGCAACUAUGGUCUCCUGAAGAAGGACCUUCUCGAUAAGAUUCCCCCCGAGCAAGGGACGCCCGCUAUCCAUCCUAUCGAUGUGUCGCAACUCGACAAUACCCAAGAGCUGGCGGACCGGUACCAAGAAGUCCUCAUGUCAAUAUUUGCCAGCAAGGACUCCGUGAAACUGCCAAUCUUUGACCUGAUCCUCUUGGGCUGUGGGCCGGAUGGCCACACCUGCAGCCUUUUCCCUGGCCACGAACUUCUGCGGGAAGCAGAUGCCUGGGUGGCUGCGAUCGAAGACAGCCCAAAACCGCCGCCUCGAAGAAUUACCUUGACUUUGCCCGUAUUGACGCACGCCCACAAGAUCGCAUUCGUGGCCACAGGAGGUGGGAAGAGGGACAUUCUGAAGAAGAUCCUGGAAGCGGAUGACGAGGGAAGGAGCUUGCCUUGUGGACUUGUCAAUGAGGGAGGCGGGGAGAAAGUGAGCUGGUUCACAGAUGAUGCAGCGGUCGAAGGAGUAGCAUUCCCUAGGAGGGGUAGCUUAUGAAGAGAUGGCCUCAACAGAGCGUUAGCAAGAGCGUCGCCGUGGAUAUAGACGCUGAGGAUAUUGCUGGUGGAUAAGAGCAACGGUGACGAAGAUCUACCGGAAUUGCGAUUUUGUUGAGGAUGGAGUGUCUCAGUCCUUUCGGUAUGGACGGCUUUUGAGCAGUCAUCUAUACCCUGAAUGUCCAAACCCCUGGGAAAGGAAGGGGAUGUGAAGGCCGGUGUCAUGAUUUCUUUCUUCACUUUUUGAUUUCACCAGAUAUACCUUGGCUGCAUGCGUCUCAUGGACCUUGAUUGAGCCAAAGGUCUUUUUCGAUAGACUAACUACCAAUGACAAACCUUCAGGAUACUCAUGAGGUAUCAGAGGACCCAGG